UGUAGCGUAUCUGUGUGUUAUAGCAUAUCUGUGUGUUAUAGCAUAUCUAUAAGUGCGUUAUAGAGUAUAUGUGCGUUAUAGUGUAUCUAUAUGUGCAUUAUAGCGUAUCUGUGUGUUAUAGCAUAUCUAUGUGUGUUAUAGCAUAUCUAUGUUAUAGCAUAUCUAUGUGUGUUAUAGCAUAUCUGUAAGUGCAUUAUAGCGUAUCUGUGUGUUAUAGCAUAUCUGUGUGUUAUAGCAUAUCUAUAAGUGCGUUAUAGAGUAUAUGUGCGUUAUAGUGUAUCUAUAUGUGCAUUAUAGCGUAUCUGUGUGUUAUAGCAUAUCUAUGUGUGUUAUAGCAUAUCUAUGUUAUAGCAUAUCUAUGUGUGUUAUACCAUAUCUGUAAGUGCAUUAUAGCGUAUCUGUGUGUUAUAGCAUAUCUGUGUGUUAUAGCAUAUCUAUAAGUGCGUUAUAGAGUAUAUGUGCGUUAUAGCGUAUCUAUAUGUGCAUUAUAGCGUAUCUAUGUGUUAUAGCAUAUCUGUGUUAUAGCAAAUCUAUAUGUUAUGGCAUAUCUAUAUGUGCGUUAUAGUGCAUCUAUAUGUGCAUUAUAGCGUAUCUAUGUGUUAUAGCGUAUCUAUAUGUGCGUUAUGUAUGCGUACACUUUUGAGAUCAGGCAGCAGAAUUUCAUUUUUAACGCCUGCCAGAGUCCCACAGGGGACAAAAAAAAUAUGAAAAUAAAGCAUCUCUGACUUAACUUUCACUUCCCACCGACUGCAAAAUAUCCUUGGCUUCCCGGGGGGGGGGGGGGCAACAACUACCCCACUUGCGCUUCUUCUAUAGACGAGGAGAGAGACCCUGGGCCGCCCGCACAAACCUUUUCCCGUCAAAGGUUCGAGACCCGAAGCUUCGGCAAAGGAAAAAAGCAGCCGGGGCGAAAGGGCACACAGGCAUAGAAGAGUCCCGCGGGGGGGAAAAGCAAUCGCCAUUUGUACCACGAAGCCCGGCCAUCACGGGGGGGGGGGGGGGCCGGAGCGAUUCCGACCGCCUCAGGCUACGCGUUAGGUAGGCGGGAGAAGCCGAGACGGGUUACCCCACCACGGCUGACAUCUUGAGCGGCCCCCUUUCCAGAGAAACGACCGUCUUUCUAAGCCUGGAAAGGGGGGGGACGGUAGGAAGAGGAGGCGCGUCCCGUUGAGCGGCCCCAAUAACGAGAUUUUCUGCCGCGAGAGGGGAGGCUUUUGUAGCCGCCUCAGCUGAGGAUUCUCGACCUUCUUAGUAUCCAUGAAGAAACGUUCCCCGAACAUGACCUCUUAUAAGUUGCAAGUUUAUUUGGAACUCUUGUUUCAAUUGUGCUGAGAGAGUUAUAUUCAAGCCAUCCUCAUCAUAAAAACUGGAAAGACUGAAGCGGUGAUCAAAAACUUCAGCCCACACUAUAAGCGCCAAUAUGCUGUAUCCUUUUGCAAGUACAUCCAGAAUGAGCUGGAACAAAACAGAGAUCUGCAGUCUCAAUUCUUAAAAAUAAAGCCACCUGGAUCAUCCAGCAUGGUCCUUUAUGAAGGAGAGGUGUCACAUUUUGCCGAAGACCUGAAGAAAUGGAAAGAGAGAUACAUCGUCAUUAAAAAUAAUUACGCUGUGGAAAGCUUUGAAAGCAAAGAGGCAUUUCAGAAAGGAGUAAGUUCGAAAUCUUGCAUUCUCCCAGUCGGAGGCAAAGUGCUAAUUACGGGGGAAGAAUAUAACACGCUAUCUGAUAAGCAUUUUCCAGAACCUAAUGGUUCCAGUGAAAAGGAGAAUACCCAGGCCUUUGUUGUCCCUCCAAAGGAAUUUCCAGUCUACCUGUGGCAGCCUUUCCUUAGACAUAGUUAUUACUGUUUUCCGGAUUCAGAAGCCCAGAAGAAAUUCAGCGCUACGUUGAAUGAUUGCAUUAGGCAUUUAAACCAUGCUCAUUUCAAGCAGCCUUCCUUUGAAAGUCAAGCAUUUUUAGAAGCGGUCCAGUUUUUCCGUCAGGAGAAAGGCCAUUACGGACUGUCAGAAAUAAUUAUAGGAAAUGAAAACCAGAUUCUUAGCAACCUUGUGAUGGAGGAACUCCUCUCCAGCCUUCAGAGCAUGGUGCUCCCUAAAAUGAAAGGGAAAAGGAAUGAGCGAAAGCGGGCGUGGUUUGGUAUUCUAGAAGAAACAUAUCAUUUGGUACAUGAUCAGGUAUCGGAUGGAUUACGUGCUCUGAAAGAAGAAUGCAAAGAGGCCACUCGAGGACUAGAGGGAACUAUUCGUUCAAACAUAGACCAGAUUGUGGCUUCGAAAGACUUUCUGGCUACGAAAAUAAAAGGGAGCAUAACUGAACCUAUCCAGAUCUGUUGCAGUGAAAGUAUUCAGCCCUUUUUAGCUUCUGUACUGGAGGAACUCAUGGGGCCAGUGAGCUCCGGAUUCACCGAAAUCUGCCUGCUGUUUGAAAAGGAAGUCAACGCAAUCAGCCAAACCUUUCAAGCAACAAAUGAUGUUGCAACACUUAAUGAGAAUGUGAAUCGCCUGACGAACCUGCCAUACGACUCUGUCAAAAUGGAGCCAUGCUAUCUAAAAGUCAAUUUUCUUCAAGAGCAACACCAGGAUCUCAAGACCCGCUUCAAAUUCCACAACAUCGACUUAGUUAUCCAGAGGACACACAAUGUAAUGCAGGAGAUUCUGGAAAAUGCAGUAUAUACAUUUGAGCAGCUACUGGGUUUAAAUCACUCCAAAGACGUAACCAAAACGGCAACAGCCAUAGAAAAAGUCAAACUUCGUGUUCUUAAGCAAUAUGAUUAUGAUAGCAGUACUAUCCGGAAGAGGAUAUUUCAGGAUAUAUUGAUCCAAGUCACUCUGCCCACACUUCAGCGGACAUUGGCUUCAACGUGUAAACCGAUGCUUCAGGAGUACGAACAGUACAUCUUUGCUGAAUAUAACAGUUUGAUACAAGUUGAGAAUGUCUACGAAGAGAUUCUGUUUCAGACGUUGCUUGAUGAAUCCUUAAAAGUGAUAAAAGAAGCAGUCCAUCUGAAGAAACAUAACCUUUAUGAGGAAAUAAACCUGCCCUCUGAAAGCGUGUCCAGUUUGAGCGAUCUAAAAACUCCUGUAGAAUCAGCACAGGCUAGCCCAGUUAGAGAGCCAGCCCCCAAUUUGAUGGAUGACUCCGAUGCUUGCCUUGAAAGUAAUGAAGUUUUCUUAGCAGAAAAACUCCGUCAAGAAGAGGAAUGUGAUGAGGCUAGGAAGACAAAAGAAGAGGGGGUGAUAAUUUCAGUUUUCAAUGGCAGUGAAUCAACUCCCAAAAUACUUACUGUUGUAGAGGGAGCCCUUCCAAUCACAAAUGUCAGUGAAAGCACAAUGAAACAGAGUAAAGGAACAGCAGAAGAGCCUCCAGUUCAUGACAAUGUGAAUGAAAUUAGAAAUCUGUUGACCCUGACUGUUGAACUGAAAGAAUAUGAACAGUCUACGAACAAAGAACAAGAUUUACAAGAGUGUAGAACCUCAAACUCAAAGGAAGAAGCAGAAGACAAGAGUCAAGAGGAUUAUCAAACAGGUGAUUUGCAGAAGCCCUGUUCUCCCACUGUAAAGGCGGAUGAUACAAAUAUUGUAAGUAGCUCUGGGGAAACAAGCACCAUAGUUCAUCAGGAUGCUCCUGAGAAGCGUGAUGAACAACGUCCCAGUGAUAUCUCAAGGGAAGAACCGAAAGAAUAUGAACAGUCUACGAACAUAGAACAAGAUUUACAGGAGUGUAGAAUGUCAAACCCAAAGGAAGAAGAGAAGAGGCAAGAGGACCAUCAAACAGGUGAUUUGCAGAAGCCCUGUUCUCCCACUGUAAAGGCAAAUAUUGUAAGUAGCUUUGGGGAAACAAGUACCAUAAUUCAUCGGGAUGCUCCUGAGAAGCGUGAUGAACAACGUCCCAGUGAUAUCUCAAGGGAAGAACUGAAAGAAUAUGAACAGUCUACGAACAAAGAACAAGAUUUGCAGGAGUGUAGAACGUCAAACUCAAAGGAAGAAGCAGAAGACAAGAGUCAAGAGGACUAUCAAACAGGUGAUUUGCAGAAGCCCUGUUCUCCCACUGUAAAGGCGGAUGAUACAAAUAUUGUAAGCAGCUCUGGGGAAACAAGCACCAUAAUUCAUCAGGAUGCUCCUGAGAAGCGUGAUGAACAACGUCCCAGUGAUAUCUCAAGGGAAGAACUGAAAGAAUAUGAACAGUCUACGAACAAAGAACAAGAUUUACAGGAGUGUAGAACGUCAAACCCAAAGGAAGAAGCAGAAGACAAGAGUCAAGAGGACUAUCAAACAGGUGAUUUGGAGAAGCCCUGUUCUCCCACUGUAAAGGCGGAUGAUACAAAUAUUGUAAGUAGCUCUGGGGAAACAAGCACCAUAAUUCAUCAGGAUGCUCCUGAGAAGUGUGAAGAACAAAGUCCCAGUGAUAUCUCAAGGGGAGAGUUGAACGCAGAGCCAAACGUUGCACAUCCAGAUGAAAAGAAUGAUGUUACCUAUGACCAGUCUCAAACAGAGCCGUCUACUGAAAGUGGACAAUCUGACCAGAGUAAAAUAGGCCCUUCACCUCAUAAUAUUGUGUCCGAAGAACAGAACUCGCAAACUGAGUAUGCUGAAGUUCAACAACCCGACCAGAUAAGAGAAGGAUUUUCCUCUCUCCAUUCUUUUCCAAAGGAAGAUCAUUCCCAAAUGGGACAAUGUAUUCAAGCAGAUUCUCAGGGAGCAGAACUGUCCCUUCUGCAAUCUGUCCUGAGGGAAACAGAGAUGUCACCCUUCUUGUGCUGUUCUGUUGAAACUCAACAAAGCAUGUUGCAUACAGAAUCUUCAAGUACCGACUCACCCCCUCUCCUAGUUUCCUUAGACGUGAAAGAAACUGAGGUUAACAAUAUGGAAAGCGUGGACUCGGGAAAUCCCACUUUUGAUCAACGGGGUGAUCCUGGACAAGGAGGUGAGUCCUUGCUGCAAACGGAUGCCGCAGAUAUAAUUAAAAGUGAUAAAAGUUGAAAAAAGAAAUACAGAGGGCAACUGUUCUGAUUCACUACUUACGAAAUGGAAUUUUGUAAAUUUAAAGCCUGAGCCUAAGUUAUGAUUACUUUCCUUAAAACUAGAAUGGAGAGACUUAUUCAAAAUUCACAGCCUACUUGAGAGCCAUCUUUUAAUUUGAACCCGUGGCUUUCUGAAAAUUUGCAUUGUUUGAAUAAUACUCUUGUGCCACUUGCUUCUUCUUGACACUUACUCAUUCAGAAAUGAAUCAUGAAAGAAUCAUCACUCAAGUAGUGAAUAAUUUUGCAAACUAACCAGUUAUAACUUGGUUGAAUGUUUAGCCUUUCCUAUUUUUUUGAAAACACAGUUCAUUGGGAAUAUGGAUUGCCCUGUUGACAAUGAACAAUCUAUUUGUGAAUGACAAAUAGCGACUCUCAGUAGAAUUUAGAAGGAAGUGCUAAAAUCAGGUGUUGCAAGAGAGAGAAAAAUAUUACGUGAUAUAUAAUAAAGGAAAAAAGGAAGGCAAAUCUUUAACAGAAGUAAUAGUAAAAAUUUCCUUACUGGAAUCUUAUGGAAGAUAAUUGUAUAUAGUGUUUUGAAUUUUCAUAGGUAUAUUGUUGUUUUUUGUACUUAAAAGCUUUGGCAGAUAUUUUGAGAAUGGAGAGAACUAAUUCCUCUUCUUUUACCAUUGUUACUGUUGCUAUAUUUAAAAUUUACCAGAAUAAUUGAAAGAGAUUUUUCUAUCCUAUUUUUCUAUAUCUUCUUUUUUUUUUCCAAAGGGAAUGACAAAUUUUUACUGUAAUCUGUGCCACGCACAAAAAUGAAACAGAAGCAAGCCAGCCAGUAAUUAAUAAUCCACACCUCAGUAUCGUGGCAGUCCAUUUUUCCUAAUAUUGAAUUCUAUUCCUGCACCUGUAAGACAGUUUCUUUGUUAUUUAUUUGAGACCAUUUAUUCUGAUUGUGCUAAUUAAGGAGACAAGAAGAAGUCGUAGGCCAUUGGAUCAGCCCAAAGCCUGGGAACUAAUUUGGCUAGAAGACUGGAAACCACCAUGUCUUUAAUUGUUCAUGUGCAGUGUAGUUGAAUAAUGCCUGCCUGUUUCCCCUUUUUAUGUCUACAAAUAAGAGGGCUUCAGAUAUUCAAUGACUCUUCCAGAGUAGGACAGGGCAUUUAUAACUCCACUCCUCCGACUCUCAACU
This is a messenger RNA of Thamnophis elegans (Western terrestrial garter snake), 6153 nucleotides long. RefSeq names its product niban apoptosis regulator 1 (gene NIBAN1). Lineage: Eukaryota; Metazoa; Chordata; Lepidosauria; Squamata; Natricidae. The record is from RefSeq and is a predicted model, not a curated record. Bases 1519 to 4977 code for a protein of 1152 amino acids. The transcript has 15 exons.